UGCUCUGCAAAGAAAGAUGCGACGGGCGGAGCAGCGUUUUACACACCACACCAGAGCUGCGCUGACACUGCAGGCACAAAUCCAUUACCUGCCCAAAUGGCAAGUCCAGGCUUCUCUAGCCCCCGUGACAAGUGCCGAGGAGGGCCGCCAGGUUAAGAUUUGCAAAAUAAUCAGAAGAAAUAUAUAUGUGAAAAAACAGAAUGAAUGUGAAGCAACAAAUCAGAAGCAAGUCCUGCCAUCCCGAGCAAGCAGUGUGAACUGUAUUUCAAAGGCUAUGAUCAAGACAGUAAAAAUGACAGUGGUGACAGUUGUUGCAUAUGUGCUCUGUUGGUCACCUUUCUUCAUUGCGCAGCUGUGGUCUGUGUGGUUCCCCAGUGUCGUGACUGAAGGUUCAGCAUUCACCAUUAUCAUGCUCCUUGGCAAUUUAAAUAGUUGCACCAACCCAUGGAUUUACAUGUAUUUCUGUGGCCACAUUCCAUAUUGCACAAAUAAGCAAGUGGAGAAUACCUCAGCUCAAGAGGAAUCGACCAAAUACUGCUGUCCAGCUGGCAAGAGGAACGGAUUUCGGGCAAGUAGGAAGAGAAGGAGGUGGAUGAAGGCAGUACCAGAGCCAGACAGGAAUGGGAAGAGUCUAUGAAGUCUCUUAUAAAAAUUGCAAUUGAUAUUUUUUCUUGUGUUUUCCCCCUCUCUUUAGUUAAUAGUUAUUAAUUCUACCCCACAACAAAUUCCUUGUUGGAGCAAUUCUCUAACUCAAGUGGCAUUGUCAUUAUCUGGGGUAAGAAUAUCAAAGUUAUAAUCCAUACUAUUGAUAGGGUAUUUGUUAUAUUCAGCCAUUCACUGACUUUCUAAGACUUUCAAUCAAUUAGCUCUCAGUUAGGUUUUCCCUUGUGACUGAAUAUGAUGGUUAAUGGUGGGAUUUUUAGUUUUUCUACCUCUGUUGAUUGCAGUUAGUUACAUAGUAUAAUAUGCAGUGCUGAAAGGUGGUGUAAACAGAAAUGUUGCAAGGAAUUACCUGUCACUGUACAACUGUAUUUGCAGCAAAACUCUUCCAAAGGCAUUCAUUUGCAAGAAAAACAGGCAUUCAAAUAAUGUGGGAAGAGUCAUCCAGAUCCAGAACUGACAGAAGUCACAAUUCUGCUCAGACACUGCAGUGAAGCUGUACCAUUUGCCACCACCUGCUCUGGCCUCCAAUUAAAGUUAAAAAGUAGAAGUAUAAACUUCUACUUAUAUUUCUACAUUGCUCAUAUAUUUAUUACUGGCUUUAUAAAUAAUUUGGUAGAGCUGGUAGCCUAAAUAACAGUAGCUUAAUCUGUUCUUUAAAAGUCUGAGAGCAAUAUUAACUGACCAUAUUUCAGAUAUUUUGAUCAUGUGUUGAAUGAAAUGUCAAAAAUUCUAAAAUUCAGUAAUGGUUGUUUAUUGUUUGCAAUGUUCAAACCAAUUAUAUUUUUAUCUUUCAAGUGCUUUCUUUCUGAUUUUUUCAUUUUCUUUCCCCUGAGAUCAAUUCUGCUGUUAAGGAGAAAAAUAAAUGUUACUGUAUUAUGGUACAAGCUACAGGCUAUGGACACUUUUAGUUUCAGUCUGCCAGGAGGUAUCUGAACACAGGUAUUCCUGCUUUUUUUCUUAGCAAAAUGAAUUAGGCUGCAUUUUUCAGAUGAAUUCAUUAUCCUAAAUGACCUACCCUGCUUACCCCAUGGGCAGCAGUGACAGACACACUCAGUGGGGAGUUUGGUUCAGGCCCACAAUUUUCUGUCAAAACUCAUUUUCAAAUGAUGGAAAAUUCAUUUUGAUAACAUUUUUCUUUCCUUCUUUUUUUUCUUUUUUUUCUUAGUAGAGUGCCCCUUACAGAAUUUUUCUUAAAGAAAAGACAUUUAAAAAUAUAAUAAAUAUAAUAAAUUUGUAAAUUUGACCAUCAGUAUUUUUGGAAGUUUUAGUUUGAAUGUCUUGUGUACUUCUUUUCCUCUAUAGUUGGAUUCCUCGUUUGGACUAUAUCUUUCCAAUUUACUGUCACUGAUUUUCAACAGGUAUUAGAUUAUCUCAUUAAGAGAGAGAGCUGACUGUGGGACAACAGUGUAAUCUGUCCAAGGUGUUUAGUCAAUGUGGGAGAAUCAGAAACUGAAACGUACAAGUCCCUGGAGGCACUGUGGAAGCUCAUAAAAAUGAAAAAAUCCAGUUAUCAGAUGAAAGUCUUUCUUAUCAAAGCCUGGAUUCUAUUUUCUCACACAAAUAAUUUCUGAGUAGAAAAAUACCUAGUGUACAAGUUCCCACUCUUGAAGUGAAUGGCUAUGUUGUUGAUGCUGGCACUGCAAUAUGGUUUCUGGUUAUCUAGGUGGGGAUUGUUUUUUUAUUUUCCGGGGUUUUGUUACCACUUGGGAAAGGCACAGUUUAAUACAAGGAAUUAGAUACUUUCUUAAAAAUUAUUAUUUUAUGUGUUGCAGUACAGAUAAGAAGAAUCAAAGACAAUGUAAUCUAUUGAUUCUGUAUAGAUUUAUUACAGAAAAAAACUCAUAAAAAAUAACUUAGUAGAAUAAAAGGAAAAUCUCAACAUG
This is a messenger RNA of Chiroxiphia lanceolata (lance-tailed manakin), 2546 nucleotides long. Its product is annotated as vasopressin V1b receptor-like. Gene Ontology annotation, biological process: positive regulation of vasoconstriction; regulation of systemic arterial blood pressure by vasopressin; G protein-coupled receptor signaling pathway. NCBI's taxonomy places the organism in Eukaryota, Metazoa, Chordata, Aves, Passeriformes, Pipridae. Gene Ontology annotation, molecular function: peptide binding; vasopressin receptor activity. Gene Ontology annotation, cellular component: membrane. The record is from RefSeq and is a predicted model, not a curated record. The transcript has 5 exons. Bases 17 to 637 code for a protein of 206 amino acids.